Molecule: messenger RNA, 2016 nt
Organism: Acanthosepion pharaonis
Lineage: Eukaryota; Metazoa; Mollusca; Cephalopoda; Sepiida; Sepiidae
Source: the annotation of a GenBank genome assembly
AUGGACUCUGUUGUAUUCUUUCUCAUUUGCCAACUAAUUAGUCCCUGGAGACGAACGGACAAUAAAUUUCGAAUGGACCAUCCAUCGUCCGAAUUGAUUCAUUUAGAACGACAUCUAUUUUCUUUCUUUUCAUUUUUUCUUUCUUCCUUUCUUUCUUUCUUUCUUUUUAUUUUUUCUCUUUUUUUCUUUUCUCUCUUUCUUUUUUUCUUUUGGUUGUUCGUUCGUUUCCUUUUUUUGCUUCUUUCUUUCUUCUUUUUGUCUUUCUUCUUCUCCCGUUCUUUUUCUUUCUUUCUUUCUUUCUUUCUUUCUUUCUUUCUUUCUUUCUUUCUUUCUUACAUCUUCCUUCUUUUCUUCUUUUUUCCUUACAUUUUAAUUCUUUUCUUUCUUUCUGUUUCUUUUUUACUUCUUUUUUCUUUCUUUCUUUUUUCUUCCUUUCUUUUUUUAUUACUUUCUUCUUUUUUUCUUCUUUUUCAUUCUUUUCUUUCUUCUUCUUUCUUUCAUUUUAAAUUCUUUUCUUUCUUUCUUUCUUUCUUUCCUUCUUUCUUCUUUUCCUUUCCUUUUUUUUCUUUCUUUGUUCGUUUCUUUUUUACUUCUUUCUUUCUUUCUUUCUUUUUUAAAUUCUUUUUUCUUUCUUUUCUCCUUCUUUUUCUUUCUUUCCUUGUUCGUUUUUUUUUUCGCUUCCUUUUUCGCUUAUUUCAUUUUUUACUUCUUUUCUUUCGUUUUUCUUUCUCUCUUUCUUUUCUUCUUUUUCUUUCUUUCUUUCUUUCUUUUUCCAAAAUAAUACUACAAACCUAUAUCUAUCUAUCUAUCUAUCUAUCUAUCUAUCUAUCCCACUCUGUUUCUAUCUAUCCCACUCUGUUUCUAUCUAUCUAUCUAUCUAUCUAUCUAUCUAUCUAUCUAUCUAUCUAUCUAUCUAUCUAUCUAUCUCAGUUUGCUCGUAUCUAUCUAUGUAUCUAUCUUAUUCAUAUCUGUCUCUCUCAGUCUGAGCGUAUCUAUCUAUCUAUCUAUCUAUCUAAGUCUAUUCAUAUCUAUCUAUCUCUAUAUCUAUCUAUCUAUCUAUAUAUAUAUAUAUAUGCGUCAUCUAUAUCUAUCGAUCUAUCUAUCUAUCUCAGUCUAUUCAUUAUCUAUCUAUCUAUCUAUCUAUCUAUCUAUCUAUCUAUCUAUCUAUCUAUCUAUCUCAGUCUAUUCAUUAUCUAUCUAUCUAGCUAUCUAUCUAUCUAUGACAAUCUGAACAUUAUCUAUCUAUCUAUCUAUGUUAAUGUCAAGACUCGACUGGCAUCUCUCUCUCUCUCUCUUAUGUUUCUAUGUAUCUAUCUAGAUAUCUCUUCUCAGUCUGUAUCUAUCCAUCUAUCUAUUUAUUUAUCUAUCUAUCUCAGUCUGUACAUAUCUAUCUAUCUAUCUAUCUCAGUCUGUACAUAUCCAUCUAUCUAUCUAUCUAUCUAUCUAUCUAUCUAUCUAUCUAUCUAUCUAUCCUUCACUCUGUUCAUAUCUAUCUAUAUAUCUAUCUAUCUAUCCUUCACUCUGUUCAUAUCUCAUCUAUCUAUCUAUCUAUCUAUCUAUCUAUCUAUCUAUCUAUCUAUCCUUCACUCUGUUCAUAUCUAUCUAUAUAUCUAUCUAUCUAUCCUUCACUCUGUUCAUAUCUAUCUAUCUAUCUAUCUAUCUAUCUAUCUAUCUAUCUAUCUAUCCUUCACUCUGUUCAUAUCUAUCUAUAUAUCUAUCUAUCUAUCCUUCACUCUGUUCAUAUCUAUCUAUCUAUCUAUCUAUCUAUCUAUCUAUCUAUCUAUCUAUCUAUCUAUCCUUCACUCUGUUCAUAUCUAUCUAUAUAUCUAUCUAUCUAUCCUUCACUCUGUUCAUAUCUAUCAUCUAUCUAUCUAUCUAUCUAUCUAUCUAUCUAUCUAUCUAUCUAUCUAUCCUUCACUCUGUUCAUAUCUAUCUAUCCUUCACUCUGUUCAUAUCUAUCUAUCUAUCUAUCUAUCUAUCUAUCUAUCUAUCUAUCUCUUUCCUUUCCUAUCUUAG